AUGGAUCUUUCGUCGAAAAAUUUCUCACUGUACUUGCCAUGGAUCCUGGCUGAGCUUUCAUUGAGCUGCUUUGUCUCGAUUGACUUGGAGUUCUCGGGGAUUCCCCUGGCUCAGCCGGGUCAAGCCCGCAAAGACUGCCCACUGACCGAACGGUACGCCGAGUAUAAGGCUGCCGCGGAGAAGUACCAGAUCCUCCAGCUUGGCUUGACAAUAUGCCAUGAGGAGCCAAAUACAGGUAUCUACGUUCUCAAGCCCUACAACAUCAAUGUGUCUCCCAUGAUUCGACAGGAGCUGGGGAUCAACCGAGACUGGACCUUGAUGAGUUGUUCCAUGGAGUUCCUCAUGGGGCACAACUUCAAUAUGCAGGAAGUGUGCCAGGCCGGCGUGCGUUACUUGUCCCGAGAAGAGGGAGCCGAUGCUAUACAAGUCGCCGCCAACAAAUUUGAUCCCGAGAAAGCGGCCGAGGCUGUUACUGGCAAAGACUUGGACCAGAAGCAUCAACUUUUCCUAAUCCAAGUACGCCAUGCGAUCAACACUUGGCUGGCUAAUAAAACGGAAUUCCUCAAUAUCCCAGGGCGAGGAAGAGACCGUCGCCCUGCCUUCCCAUCCUCGUUGAGUAACCUGCAAAGAUACCUGGUCCGCCAGCUGGUCGCCGCCGAGUACCCCGAUCUUAAGGCUCGAAACAAGCAGGACUUUGUUCAGAUAGAGUUCAAGGACGAGGCGACCAAUCCCGACGAGACACUCAUGGAUGGAAGAGAGGCGGCUCUUCGCAACCGCAUUCGCGAGCAUGUGGGAUGUCGGUGGCUCGUAGAAGCCCUGGCCGGUGCGGACUUAUCUGGCCUGAAGGCUGGGGACUUUGCUUCGCUCCUAACCAGGGUCACUGAACCAAGGUUCACACUAGAUGAGAUUGCAUCCCGCGUGAAGAGUCGCGUGAAAGAGAACCGCGCCAUUCUGGUUGGCCACAACUGCUUCAUGGACUUGGUGUUCUUGUACCGCUGCUUCGUUGGACCUUUGCCUGAUACUUUGGAGAAAUUCCAGGCCCUGAUCCACGAUGUGUUCCCGUUUGUGAUGGACACCAAGUAUCUGGCUACUCACGAUGGCAAUCUGGAUAAUACCAACUCAUCCCUUGAAGGGAUUAGCAGCACGCUCGCGAAGAUCCCUGCUCCCCCUUACCUCUUUCACAAAUGUGCGCAUGAGGCAGGAUAUGACAGCAUGCUCGCUGCAGUUGCCUUCAUCAAGCUGGCCACACAACUGCAACAAGGACACAUGCCCAAGCCGCCCCGCACCAGUUUUUGGAAGGGCCGGCAUGGGGCAGGCGACCUGGAUCUCAAAUCAACCACGGGGAUUCCAGAGGCUACGGACUUGCUGAUGACUAUUCCUGAGCGCGAUACUGACCCUACCUUCGAGGACUUCUCGGGAGAUCUGAUGGGCUUUUCUGAUGAGAGCACUGGGAGUCCAUCUGCCCCUCGCCCUACUCUCGCCGAAACCCGGUCGAUCGAGGUGGCAGCUAUGGUGAAGGAAGGCCGUUUGCUUCCUCGUCUUGGGAGUGAGUUCUGGACGAAGUAUGGGAAUAAGCUGCGGGCAUUUGGAACCAUUGAGCAGACAUUUGUCCUCGGCAGCAUGUCCUAG
Messenger RNA from Penicillium chermesinum, 1629 nucleotides. RefSeq names its product CAF1 family ribonuclease. Lineage: Eukaryota; Fungi; Ascomycota; Eurotiomycetes; Eurotiales; Aspergillaceae. The record is from RefSeq and is a predicted model, not a curated record. Gene Ontology annotation, biological process: nuclear-transcribed mRNA poly(A) tail shortening. The transcript is spliced from 6 exons. The coding region runs from base 1 to 1629 and encodes 542 amino acids. Gene Ontology annotation, molecular function: RNA binding; poly(A)-specific ribonuclease activity. Gene Ontology annotation, cellular component: cytoplasm.